This is a messenger RNA of Phragmites australis (common reed), 799 nucleotides long. Its product is annotated as AP-2 complex subunit sigma-like. The coding region runs from base 171 to 578 and encodes 135 amino acids. Gene Ontology annotation, cellular component: AP-2 adaptor complex; intracellular membrane-bounded organelle. The transcript is spliced from 6 exons. The record is from RefSeq and is a predicted model, not a curated record. Gene Ontology annotation, biological process: protein transport; clathrin-dependent endocytosis. Gene Ontology annotation, molecular function: clathrin-cargo adaptor activity. Lineage: Eukaryota; Viridiplantae; Streptophyta; Magnoliopsida; Poales; Poaceae.
AUACUGCUGCAGAACCGGCAGGGGAAGACGCGGCUGGCCAAGUACUACGUCCCGCUCGAGGACUCCGAGAAGCACAAGGUCGAGUACGAGGUGCAUCGGCUCGUGGUCAACCGGGACCCCAAGUUCACCAACUUCGUCGAGCUGGGCAACAUAAAGUGUUCUUCUGAAGCAUGUCUACUCAGUUUCUGAAACACGGCCAGAGGAAAAUGAGCUGUGUAAAACAUGAUAUCUUGGCAGCAUUCCGAGUAACUCCUCUGGCGGCAUGGGGAUGUCAAAAGGGAAGGGAUGGAGUUUUUCUCAUGUUCCGCACACACAAAGUUAUCUACAGGAGAUAUGCAGGACUUUUUUUCUCUAUGUGUGUGGAUAUCACCGACAAUGAGUUGGCAUACUUGGAAUGUAUCCAUUUGUUUGUUGAGAUAUUGGACCAUUUCUUCAGCAAUGUUUGUGAACUUGAUUUAGUAUUUAACUUCCACAAGGUAUACCUGAUAUUGGAUGAGUUUAUUCUUGCUGGAGAGCUUCAAGAAACAAGCAAAAAGGCAAUUAUAGAGAGGAUGGGCGAGCUUGAGAAGCUGGAAUAAGAAGAAGCAAUGUAGUGGUGUACAUUAGUGUAGGUCGGGAUAUAACCCAUCGAUGAGCCUGGUCUACCCAUUCCCCUUUUUGUACAAUUCUUUGUAGCUGUUGUAGAACUAACCUUUUGCUUCAGUUACACUUUUCGCGUGCUGUGAAUUUGUGCAAGGGUCCUUUAUCUGCGAGGUUAGUGACAGAUUGUUCUUAUAUAUAUAUGAGAUGGUUUGAGUGA